This is a messenger RNA of Colletotrichum chrysophilum, 804 nucleotides long. RefSeq lists its product as uncharacterized. Lineage: Eukaryota; Fungi; Ascomycota; Sordariomycetes; Glomerellales; Glomerellaceae. The record is from RefSeq and is a predicted model, not a curated record. Bases 1 to 804 code for a protein of 267 amino acids. The transcript is spliced from 3 exons.
AUGGCUGUUCCUAAGAUGAGGAGAAUUUACGCUGUCGCAAUCGUCGUGGUUGGAGCAUGGGCCGUUUCCCAGCUUCUCAUCGCUACCUUCACCUGUAUACCCGUCGAAGGGUUCUGGGACAAGACCAUCAAGGCAUAUUGCAUCCCUAACCAGCCGCAGUGGUAUGUGAAUGCGGCGGGAAAUAUUGCCACCGAUGUCGCCGUCUUUGCACUUCCUCUGCCCAUAUUUUGGCAUCUUAGUCUUCCCAGGAAGCAGAAGCUGCUCCUCAUGGGGAUAUUCAGCCUCGGAUUCUUUACUGUGGCCGUCUCUAUUGUCCGCACCAAAUAUCUCAGCAUCCAACAGGACUUCACCUGGACAAAUGUUGAAGCUUCUCUCUGGUCGCUUGGAGAGAUAUCUUCGGCCGUUACCUGCGCCUGCCUUCCGACUCUGCGACCCCUCAUGACCAAACUGUUCCCGAGGAUGAUGGCUAGGGUGAACUACUCCUUGCACUCGGACACUCGUGGCACCCGCGAUACCCGUGGCACAUUCCCCACGAGUGCAUAUCCACCAGCCAUCGUCAAGCCCGACGUGGAGAUGGCCACCACGGAGUCGGCUGUCUCAAGCGCGCGGUCGAGCCACGCGAAGGAAGACAAGUCCGCCACCCACGUGUCGCCUUAUUCAAACCAACACCAGACCGCUUCGACCGAAAGCAUCUUUGGUUUGGCAAGUCCCCACGAGCCCCAGACCGACAUGGUCCCCUUCUUCCAGCAAAGGAUCUCAGGGCCGAAGAGAGAUACGCAGAAAUGGCUCUGUGAUCUGACAUGA